This is a messenger RNA of Pygocentrus nattereri (red-bellied piranha), 1749 nucleotides long. RefSeq lists its product as uncharacterized. NCBI's taxonomy places the organism in Eukaryota, Metazoa, Chordata, Actinopteri, Characiformes, Serrasalmidae. Gene Ontology annotation, molecular function: metal ion binding. The transcript has 2 exons. The record is from RefSeq and is a predicted model, not a curated record. Bases 195 to 926 code for a protein of 243 amino acids.
UGAAAAGAAGAAGCGCAAACACUUCCAGCCGAAAUAGCAAAUUGUUAUGGUGGGUUUUUAAUCGGAAUUCAUUUAAAUAGUCCGUCUUUACUUGGUUAAGCCGACUGACACGUCGUAUGGUACACGUUAGAUAAACCCUAGCUAUCCUGUCAUUUUUAAGCUCUUUGGCUUCAGCCAGUAUUAAAACUAAUUUAAUGGAGGUGAAGUCGCUGGUUGGUUAUGGAGUGUCAUCAGAUUCAGAGGAUGAAGGAGAAAGUAUUACACAGACCGAGAAGGAAAAAGAGGCAGAAGGAGAGAGGAAAACACAUAUUUUCCAACAGGAGUCAGCAGCCAGUGAAUCCAGUUCUGAAUCCGAGAGAGAAGAGCACCAAGAGAAACCUGCCGAAGCUGUUUACCCUGGAGUUUUUAACUCAGAGAAUCUGCUCCCUUCACCCUUCAGCGCCUCCUCUCAUAAAUUGACCCCACCUCCACUGGGUGGUGGCAGCUUGGGUGGGUUUCCAGCUGGCAGCAGUGUGUUUUCUAACCCCUUUAAAGAGAAAGCAGUAGCAAGGCUGAAUGUGCUACAGAAACACGUACCCCUCACACUGCAGGCCCGGCCCAUCCAGAUUGGCGGGAAGAGGAUCUGUGUGGCAUACAGAAGAGAUGGCCGCUGUCGUUUUGGAAUCCGCUGUAAAUUUGCCCAUGAUAGCGAUCUGCAGAGCAACACAGGCUUUCCAGCACGCUCUGAUAUUAGACCACUGGACCAAACCCAGUCCAAUCCUGACUCCUUACACACUUCAGACUACAGGACUUCUGCUGUGGAGAGGGAUGAGGAUAAGGAGGAGGAGAGUCUUAAGAGGAAAAAGCACAGGGUCGGACUCAGUGAUACCCUCAUUCCCCCAAAACGGAUGCUAAAACAGUAUGCCAUGCAGAAGAACAAACUGUAACACCCUUUUGGAGAUUGUGAUUUUAGAAUCACCAGUUUAUUAGAUACACCACUUAUUGGCCAUUAUAUCAGCAACAUCUAGUAGGUCUAUAAUUACAGACUAUAUCUCAUCUGUUGUUGCAGUUUAUCGCAACAGUAUUACUUCCACAACUUUUUCUGUAAAGGCUAUAAAACCAAAUGAUUGUUAAUAUUUGGUUAACGUACUCCUCCGCAGGUGUGAGAUCAUUGUUCAAUUCCAAUGUCAUGACCUUACUAAUGUGUUUAUACACCCAUUUGUUCAUCAUCAAAAGGGUAGCUAAGCAAAGAAUAACAAUCUUACAGAGAGACGGAAAAAAAACUGAAAAACAACAUGGAGUAACAUUCAUUAAAGUUUGUUUCUCAGGACUAGGAGGCUUUACCAAGUUUACUUUAACUUGGUAAAAUGUCAAUUUUUUGCCAUUUCCAUUGCCCUGGUUGGUUAAAUACUAGCAGUGUGGUGAGCUCAAGCAACAACUGUAGUGAAGACUUAACAUGCAGCUUACUUCACAAAAAGCAGAAAUAAUAUGAAGCAACUGUACUUCAGUGCAGUAGUUCUAAAAAUUCCUCACCAAACCUCUUUGGCCCUUUCUUACUGUUUAAACGUUUCUCCUCACGUACAUCUAAAAACAAGAUGUCUGGGUACAUCUAAAUACCUUUUGGCUAUUGAGUUCAUUUCUGUAAUUCACAACUGUCUGAUUAAAAAGGGGUGUGAUUCUGGGUUUAAAAAGAUAAAAUAAUUGCCUUAAAAAUGUACCACAAAGAGAAGACAUGCUGCAAUAAAUACCCCCAUAUGGUUAACUAUGAAA